Aedes albopictus (Asian tiger mosquito) is the source of this 2734-nucleotide messenger RNA. RefSeq names its product protein phosphatase 1H. The coding region runs from base 574 to 2325 and encodes 583 amino acids. Gene Ontology annotation, biological process: protein dephosphorylation. NCBI's taxonomy places the organism in Eukaryota, Metazoa, Arthropoda, Insecta, Diptera, Culicidae. Gene Ontology annotation, molecular function: protein serine/threonine phosphatase activity; cation binding. The record is from RefSeq and is a predicted model, not a curated record. The transcript is spliced from 4 exons.
AGAAACCUGGAAAACUCCUAUCAAAACAUCACCGUUCAUCGUUCGAUUGCGUGUAUACUUACUGCUGUUGGUGCUGCAGAGCUACGCUCGAAGAGAAAAACGAACCGAAAAAGUGAUUAACUGUGGUUGGAUUCCGUCGAACGACCUUAAUCCUGCGGUUAAGUCCGCGGCAAACACCCGAAAACAGGCUACGCAAACGGCUGGUGGUGGUGGAUUAGGAGCAGCGAGAACGGAGGCGGAGGAAGAUGUAGAAGUGAGUGGCCAGUGGCAGGCAGGCAGGCAACAUACAUAGAGUGAGCAGCAAGAGGACGACGUCGACCGACGUUAUCUCGACGGACGACUGGACGCAGUAAUCGGGGUUUUGCCUUUGCGCUCGGUGUUCUUCUGCGUGCAUCGCGUUAGCUUGCUUGGAUGGUUGUUGGUUGGUAAUUGCUCUGGGCAAACAGGAAGUUACUGAUAUUUUCGCGCGAGUGAGCGGAUCGCGCUCCAUGGAAAACCGGCGACUGGCGGUGAAGGUGGCGUGAUUUGGAAAUAAUUGUUGGACGCGAGCGCGAGGUGGACGGACCGGUGAGGAUGUUUAAUCGAUUGAAGAACCGGGUGCUGACGGUGGUUGGACCUGAUCUUCCCGCGCUGCCGUCAACGGUAGGUUUGGGUAGCGGGAGUUCCCAUCACGGACACAGCCGCGAUUCAGAUCAUGGAGGAAAAGGAAACCUUCCAGAGAAGUUCCGCUAUGCGAGGCCGCAAUUUCUGCAGUUGUUGACGUAUGACGAGCUGAAGGCCAGUGCCGAUCAUAACGUGCGUCCGAUAAUCGUCCCGAGGGACAUCUCGCUGUUGCCGUGGAACACCGGCUACGCAGAGUGUGUCAACUCGGGAAAGUCCGAGUGGAACGAAGACCAGGCGGCGUUCCACCGGCAAGUCCUAUCGCAUCCCUCCAAGCAGUACCAUGAUCUACCGUACACGUACUUCGGGAUCUACGAUGGACACGCGGGGUACGGAGCGGCCUUGGCCGCAUCCAACCAGUUUCACCAUAUCUUGCACGAGAAGCUAGUGGACAUCAUCGAUCUGUUGAUGCCGCGGAUGGAAGGAGACGAAUCGACGACGACCGGAGCCGGAGUAGGGUUGAACGCAAUCCUACCGCAUCCAAUCCUGUUCCACAAGCAGGUCAGCAAGGACGAGCUCAUAGUUGGUGCCCUGGAAGCGGCCUUCGCCGACAUGGACGCCAUGUUGGCGGAAGACCGCGACAAGUACCGGAACGCCGGCGGUUGCACUGCGCUGGUAGCCCUGUUCAUCCUCGGAAAGCUCUUCGUAGCCAACGCGGGAGAUUCUCGAGGCAUCCUCUGUAAGCGGGUUCAUCGGAAGACCCUUCCGAACGUACGACCACCCCCCGUUCAUGAAGAAACCAUGAACGGAGACGCAGCCACGGAGGAAGACGAAGACGACCACAUCGUCUACGCUGAACCCUGCUCAUUUGACCACACUCCGGAGACGGAGAGGCCCCGAUUGCUCUCCAUCGGGAAGCUCAAUCCAAACCUGAUGGGAGGCGAGUACGUGGCCAUGGAGUACGCCAAGAAACCCAUGACCAAGGACCUGGGUACUCGGAUCCUCUACCGCCAGGGCACCAUGAAAGGUUGGACCUACAAAACCCUGACUCGAAACGAUCUCAAGAUGCCGAUCGUUACCGGAGACGGCAAGCGGAGUCGCCUGCUUGGCACAAUCGGUGUAACCCGAGGCUUCGGCGAUCAUGACUUGAAGGCUCUAGGCAGCGGGCUGCCGAUCAAACCAUUCCUCAGCUGCCACCCGGACGUGGUGUGCAUAGAUCUCAGCAAGAUCGAAACCGACCCCUCUGAGGACAAUGUCGACGGCGACUACGGAGUCCUCGUCAUGGCCACCGACGGUCUCUGGGACGUCACCUACUCCCAAAAGGUGUCCAAUACCGUAUUCACCACGCUGAAAAAGUUCCCUACCGAGAGGCAUCGGUACACGAUGGCCGCCCAAGAACUGGUGGCCAAGUCUCGGGGCCGAGCCAACAUCAACGGCCACUGGCGGUUGUCUGAUUCCCGAGCGGCGGCCACCGUCGACGACAUCUCCGUCAUCGUCAUCCCCGUCUAUCAGUACUACCUGGAGUAUCUCGAAUGGAAACGGUCACUCCAGAAACCCAAAGUUCCGGAGGUCGCCACCGAGGCCACACCGGCCGAGGAAGACACCCCCGUCCCCGAUCUGAGCCACUUGAACAGCUCCUCGUCCUCGGAUUCCGACCCGCUGGAGGACGCCCGAGAACAACCACCCCCAACAAACAAUGAUAUUACGAGUUCCGCAAACAACUAGACCGCUCCCGUUUUUAAUCUUGACUUAAACCUAACACACCGUUUUCCUCGACUUUGCAACGUGAUUUUAUUUUUAUUCCAAUAACAAUGAACCUAUUAGGAGUACCGCGGAUUCAACCGGGCCCCCACCUGGACGAAAGCCCAGCUACAUCGGUUCCAUGGUGGCGGCCCGCUCUGGCAAGGUUGAAUCCUUAUGACUUAUGAAUGAUAAAUAGCACUACGCGUUUAAGUGAUCCUAGACUUCAAGUACUACGCAACAUUAGAAGCAAACUUCUGUCAAAGUUGAGUCAGAGUUGAUGAGAGAAUGUUGGCGACGAUGUUGAUUAGCAAGUAACCAAUAAGCUAUUAUUCGUGCUGAAAAUAUUAUAAUGAAAGAAAUAGCAAAAUAUAAAAUUUAUUUAAACUCCUCA